Messenger RNA from Guillardia theta CCMP2712, 768 nucleotides. RefSeq lists its product as hypothetical. The coding region runs from base 1 to 768 and encodes 255 amino acids. Gene Ontology annotation, molecular function: ATP binding; protein kinase activity. Gene Ontology annotation, biological process: protein phosphorylation. The transcript has 3 exons. NCBI's taxonomy places the organism in Eukaryota, Cryptophyceae, Pyrenomonadales, Geminigeraceae. The record is from RefSeq and is a predicted model, not a curated record.
AUGGCGUACAAGGUGGGUAGAGGCACCUACGGCGUGGUUAACAAAGUGCGUUCGAACCGAGACGGCUGCAUAUACUGCAUGAAGAAGGUGAAGUGCGGCCACCUGUCCUCUCAGCGGCAGAAGGAGGUCAUGUCGGAAGUGUCGAUGCUUAAGAGCAUGAAGCACCCGCACAUCAUCGGGUAUAUCACCUCCUUCAUGGAGAAGCACUCUCUCUACAUCAUCAUGGAGUUCGCAGCCAAGGGAGACCUGGGAAAGAUCUACGAGGACCACAAGCUGCGGAAGCUCCACAUCCCAGAGCAGUUCCUGUGGAGGGUCUUGUGCGAGCUCUCCCUGGCCCUCCACCACCUGCACAGCAACAGAAUCAUUCACAGGGACAUCAAGAUUGUAAACGUGUUCCUCGACCACAACAACACUAUCAAGCUCGGGGACCUCGGGGUCUCCAGGGUGCUGCAGGGGGAGGAGGAGAUGGCGGAGUCGAGGGUCGGGACCCCUCUGUACCUGGCGCCGGAGCUGAUCAGGCGCCAGCCUUACCACUUCAAGGCAGACGUGUGGGCGCUGGGGGUGCUCAUGUACACGCUCAGCGCGCUGAGGGGGCCGUUUGUUGGGGAGAACAUCUACGUGCUGGGGGAGAGCAUCUUGCACGAGGAGCCGAGGGCGCUGCCGGGGUCAUACUCGAGAUCUAUGAGGGACCUGAUACGCUCCAUGCUCCUCAAGGACCCCUCGGAUCGACCCACGAUCGUAAGAGAAGUAGACGUGGCGAACAGCUGA